This is a messenger RNA of Colletotrichum tamarilloi, 783 nucleotides long. RefSeq lists its product as uncharacterized. Bases 1 to 783 code for a protein of 260 amino acids. The transcript has 2 exons. The record is from RefSeq and is a predicted model, not a curated record. NCBI's taxonomy places the organism in Eukaryota, Fungi, Ascomycota, Sordariomycetes, Glomerellales, Glomerellaceae.
AUGGAGGAACCGCAUGCUUAUCGAGGAAGUUGCUCCGCUGAAGCGGAAUUUUUCUUCAAAGCCUUGCAACGUGAAGUGAACCUGGCGGAUCGCCCCGACGCUCGUUCAGGAUUUGCACUCACCGCCCACAAAAAGCGAUGUAUAAGACAGGUUCUGGAUCACCGGGGCUUUCAUGCUGCAUUUCAUAGAUUGUCGCGCAUUCCCGGAAUGUGGCCGGGACUUGUGGUAGGAACCCUGCACAAACUCAUCAGCCUGAGAUGCGACGAGGAAUUACUGAGUUACCUCCACUUCAUCUAUGAUACUUGGCUGCAACUCGCCGGGGGCAACGAAAGUGAAUUAGAGAAGAUCGACUGGAUUACUGUCGAAGCUGUUCAGCUUAGGUGUCCGAGAUUUUCUGCGUCAGAUGAGCGAGCGCUCCGUGGCGUCAUUCUCAAAGGCGACAUCUUCGCCAGUUUCGGCCAUGCCGAGCGGCAAGCAGUAUUUGCGACGCUGUGCUCGUGCGAUUUCCCAUUCCCAUCUCUGUCAACCUUUUUCAAAGAUUUCGGAUAUCUCGAACGGUGCGGCAAUAGCAUGAAGCAUCUAGUCCCUAUGAAGAGAAGGGGCCCGACUGUUCGGAGGAUGCUUCUUCAGAGCUUCAAGCCACUGUCCCUGCCAGCACAGUCAGCACAGCUGCCCCUGGAUGAAUUCGAUAACCUUGAGGCUCGGUUUCAACUUGCCAUGAGGCGUCUAUGGCUAUUCACGAUGAGGGAAUUUCACUCGAUUUGUACCGACCCUAGCCUCUGA